Messenger RNA from Panonychus citri (citrus red mite), 2659 nucleotides. It is a transcript of the gene Oseg5, whose product is annotated as intraflagellar transport protein 80 homolog. Gene Ontology annotation, molecular function: protein binding. The transcript has 3 exons. NCBI's taxonomy places the organism in Eukaryota, Metazoa, Arthropoda, Arachnida, Trombidiformes, Tetranychidae. Gene Ontology annotation, biological process: cilium assembly. The record is from RefSeq and is a predicted model, not a curated record. Gene Ontology annotation, cellular component: intraciliary transport particle B; cilium; centrosome. Bases 270 to 2588 code for a protein of 772 amino acids.
UCACUAAUUGUUACAAUUUAUUAAUUUCUAAUUCGCAAGUUGUUUUGAGAUUUUAAUCUUUUUCUUAAUAGAACCAUGAAGUUUAUGUGUUUCCAUCUGAAGAAUUGGAAAUUAUCGAUCGGUGGUUGCUUAGUUUUUGGAAAAAAUAACAAACCAAAUUUUGGUUGAUUGAUUUUUUGUUUUUUUCCUUCAUUUUGGUUAAUCAAUUAUCUGAUUAUUUGAUAAUUAUUGUUAAUUGUUACCUGGUUUUGGGCUGUUUGUGAUUAGUUAUGAGAUUUAAAAUCUACACUUCAACGACUAAUCACAAUGAUUUUGCUACUUGUGUCGGUUGGUUGAAUGGUGAUGAAGUUUUAACCGCUGGUGAUGAUCAUAAAUUGUUAAUCUGGAAUAAUAGUAAUCGUGAAAUACUGCGAACAAUCAAUUUACCUGAUGAUUUAUUUCCAACAGAUCUUCACGUUUACCCUAAAUGGAAUUCAGGGAAUCGACAAAAAAGUUCCGAUUUAUUUUUAAUCAGUUCAACGGAUGGUUGUUAUCAUAUAUUCAGUCGAACAGGUAAAUUAGAAAAAUCAGUCGACGCCCAUAAAGGUGCAAUUCUUGUAAUAAAAUGGAGCUCCGAUGGAACCGCUUUGGCCACUGGAGGUGAAGAAGGUCAAGUCAAAGUUUGGUCGAAAAGCGGAAUGUUAAGGACAACGUUAACUUCCCACCCGACGCCGGUUUACUCAUUAGCUUGGUCACCAUCGAACGAUUCAAUAAUUUAUACAAUUGAUUCGAGUCUUGAAAUAAAACCACUCUCUUCAAAAAGUAAACCAAUCCUAUGGAAAGCUCAUGAUGGAAUCAUUUUAAAAGUCGAUUGGAAUCAAUGUAACAAUACAAUAAUCAGCGGUGGGGAGGAUUGUCGAUACAAAGUCUGGGAUAGUUCAGGACGAUUACUUUUCACAAGCGGAAUCAAUGAUUAUCCAAUUACAUCGUUAACAUGGUCACCUAAUGGAUCACUAUUUACCGUUGGAUCUUAUAAUUCACUUAAAUUGUGCGAUAAACAUGGUUGGGCUUACAGUUUAAAUAAACCUUCCGUUCAGAGUAUCUUUAACCUUUCCUGGUCUCCGGAUUCAACUCAGAUCACUGGUGUCACCGGUAACGGAAGUGUCAUUUUCGCCCAUGUAAUUGAUAAAUCAAUUGAUUGGAUCAAUUAUCAAGUUCGCAGUUUAAGUCAACGUAUCUUACGGAUUAAAGAUAUUUUAACAAACACUGAAGAAGAUAUUGAAUUUCGUGAGAAUAUAACCAAAUUUAAUCUCGAACAUGGACAUUUAAUUGUUCUUACAACUAGUCAAUGUAACAUUUAUCGUACAACCAAUUUAACUGCACCAUUUACAUUUGAUUUGAAAGAUUCUACAAUUAAUUGUCUCCUACAAUCAGUAUCUUCAUUUCUUUUGGUUGAUUCGACAAAUGUUUACCUUCACUCAUAUGAUGGUCGAUUUCUGAACAAUUUCAAGUGGAUUGGAUUGCGAAUUGAUUUUCUCAAUCAAUUAACACUCUCUCUCAGUCCUGAAACUUUAGCUGCUAUCGAUGCCAACGAUAAUAAAGUUGUACAUUUUGUUGAUCUUUCAUCGGGAAAACCAAUUACCUCGAACCCAAGUCUUAAACAUAAAUCGGAAAUAAUCACGAUUGCUCUUGAUUCAACUGGAUCUCCCAACGAGCGGAAAUUGGCCUUUAUCGAUAAGAAUUGUGACCUUUAUCUGACUCUGAUUCGACCAAGAACAGUAUCAAAUCGAACGAUUAAAAUUCAUUCAAUGAUUAGGCAGAUUAUCUGGUGCGAUGUCGCAAAUAUGUUGGCCGCUUUAGGUGAAAAUGGUCGAAUCACCGUUUGGCUUUAUCCACAAUCGGGUUUCAUUGAUAAACAAUUGCUAUCAAUUGCUGUUCUCGAAAAGGAUUGGUCUGAUAGUUCAUCGAAAAAUUUACAGUUAAUCAAUUUCCACACUAAUCAUUUAACACUCCGUUUAUCUGAUGGUUCACCGGUUCAAUAUUCAAUCAGCUCAUUUCCCAGAAUUUUACAUGGCUAUGUUAUCAAUGGAAAAUGGACUGAGGCCUUACAAUUGUGCCGAUUUCUAAAAUCAUCACCUGAUCAUUUGCCUCUUUGUGCUUCAUUAGCUGGAAUGGCUCUUAAUUGUCACAAUUUAGACAUUGCUGAACAAGCAUAUGCAGCCAUUGAUAAGGUGGAUAAAGUUUUGUACAUUCAACGAGUACAAAAAUUAUCGGAUUCGGUUGCUCGAAACGCUGAGAUCGCGCUAAUUUGUGGUAAUAUAAAAGAAGCGGAAAAUAUUUUAAUCGCUGGUAAAAAUAUUCUCAGAGCAAUUCUAAUUAACUUGGAAAUGUACAAUUGGAACAGAGCUUGUGAUUUAAUGGACAAACACGAUAAUAAACAACGAACCUAUGGUCAGGUCGUUUUGUAUUAUCGGCAAAAGUACUUGGAAAGAUUUGAUAAAACCGAAGAUAAUAAAAGAUUAAAGAAAUUAGCUGAUGAGAUUGAAAUCAACAAUUACGAGCAAAUUGAAUUGAUGAUUAAUGAUCCAUACAAACAUGAAACAAUUUAAUCCAUAUGAUUCCACUCACUGAUUAUCGGGGUCGUUUAAAUUGUCCAGAGUUUUGGCAUACUGAUACUAAA